CUGGGUAGGCUUACCCUUCGAUUGUCUAUAAAUAGUUUGCUCAGUUUGGGUUUUAAAAUUUUUUAAAUGUUAUUAUUUUUUUCCAAAGUCCCCAACAGCUGAAAUGUGUUUCUUGGCAGCAACCUAAAAGUUGAAACGAACGGAAAAUGGGGCGAUUUAGAUGCAAUGCACAUUCUUUGGGGAUUAUCUCUGAAUGUGUGUAUAAUUCCACCAAGACAGAAGCUCCAAACAUGUCUUAUUUUACUGCGGCCUCUUGCAAAGGGUAGCCGAAUCAUGCCCGUGAGGUUAAAAUCAUGGUCCUGGAACUCCCUGUGAUUUGUUGAUACUGACGAAAGAAGAAUCCAGAUGGGGUGCAAAUGCUGUAAAAUGAUUAAAAGCUACAUCCUCCAUCCCCAAGAAGUGCAGACGGCUGCCUACGUCAAUGAGAUAAACCUCUACAAACCAGACGAGGAAGAAAGAGGAAAAUUCCAUUGCAAGCAGAACAGGGACAUUCUGGGCCAUAGAAACGAAGUCCACGUUGCAGAGAUGCAGGUUGCAGCAAACCAAUGCAGGUUCUACCACUCCAAAGAUGCUCUCUGGAGUAACAGAAUCCCUGCUCUUCCAGACAAAGGACUUGGGAACUCCGUAGUAAAAUGUAGCGUGAAUGGGAUCCAUUCCUCUAAGGAUCUCAGCGCCCCUCAUCAUAAAACCCAACCGAAAGAGGUUAACCUGCACAGCUCUUCUGGUCAGCAGCCUGAACCUCCAGCCAAAAGAGACUUCCAGCCAAAAACAGGUGAUAAACUCGAGAUUUUUGAUCCUGAAAAUUACCCCAAGCAGACUUUGGAAACGUCGAAUGCUCUUUGCAAGGAGGAGGGUUUUCAGACGACCGCCGAACCCAUUUUUGCCCUACCAGAGAUGCGAGACAAAGACGUUUGGUUGGAUAAUCCAUCUUUUCUCCCCGAGGACAACCAUGCUGAGAAAUUGAGGACUGUUGGGAAGGAGAACCUCCCAAACCACCUGGUGCAAAUCAACCAAAGCACGGAAAACACGACUGUCAUCCAUAACUGGAACCCGCUGUGCAGGGAGUCGGAUGAAGGGGACGGCGUCUGGCGGACAAGCCCUUUUGACCUCUCUUUUGAGGACCAAAUAGCCACCGAGAUUCUCUCAGGGAGGAAAAAGAGAGAGCCUGCUUGGGAAGCUACAUCUGAUGGCCUCACCAAGGUUAACAGAGAACUGGAAGAAGACGCGGACGUUGCAGAGGCCCUGGCAGCCCUGGAGGCUGCUACGGCUGGUGAAAUUUUUGAAGAGGAGGAGGAGGAGGAAGACUAUUAAGAUGGCUGUUGGGGUAGUGAUGAUACGUACAUAUCUCUUUAACAGGAAGGGGUUGCUUCACUUGAGAAAGCCAUUUGGAGGUCUGGGCUCAGGAUGUUCAUAGCUAGUCAAAGGUGUGAUGAUCUGGGGCAUGGUGCAUAGGCAACUCAGCCAGAGAAUAAGUAUGGGUCCCUUUAUUAGCUCCAACUUUGCCCCCAAUGUUCCAGUUACCUUCCAGGCUGGAGAAAAACUCUCCC
Molecule: messenger RNA, 1547 nt
Organism: Pseudonaja textilis
Lineage: Eukaryota; Metazoa; Chordata; Lepidosauria; Squamata; Elapidae
Source: RefSeq, a predicted model, not a curated record